CAGAGGACGGAAGCUCCAAAGUCAUAUGAUCGAUUCGUGACAGAGCUCGUCGUUCUCCACUCGCAAAGAUGGCCAGCCAGACGCAGGGUAUCCAGCAGCUUCUGGCUGCCGAGAAACGCGCCGCGGAGAAGGUCUCGGACGCUAGGAAACGCAAGGCACGUCGUCUAAAACAGGCUAAGGAGGAGGCUCAGGAUGAGAUUGAAAAAUAUCGACAAGAACGAGAAAAACAGUUCCGUGACUUUGAAGCCAAGCAUAUGGGUUCAAAAGAGGAUGUAGCUGCACGUAUCGAGGCAGAUACACGAAUCAAGAUAGAAGAAAUGAAUCAGACGGUUGCUGUGCACAAAAACACAGUCAUGCUUAAAAUCUUGGACUUGGUAUAUGACAUUAAGCCUGAACUGCAUAGCAAUUAUCGCAUUGAGGUCUAAGCCACAAGGAUUGCAUCCAAAUAGCUAUAAAUAUACAUCUUACGCUAUAAAUGUACAUUAAAUAUUACUGUUCAUCAUAUCUUAAUAUGUAUUUAUCGCUGUUAUAUCGACAUGUUAUAUUUUAUCGGAAAAAACUAUAUACAAUGUAGCUGUAGACACAGUGAUACUCAAACUAUAAUUAGACUCUUCUUCUUUUUCUGCAGUUGCUACACGACAAUAAAUGUAAUCGUAUUGUUAUUAUCGCUGAGCUUUUCACCGGCACGUAUGCACACAGUUUGAGAAUUACUGUAAUGUAGUUGCAUCGUAACAAAAAGAAAAGACCAAAAAAAAAUGAGUAAUCCACGAGCGUAUUCAACAGAGAGUACGAUUGACCCGAUGUGUCAAGGCCUAGACAUGUCGGGACGAUGUACAACUGUUACAUACGAUUAAAACGAUUUAAGGUGGUGGUAAUGAAUUGUAUAUCGUUCAGUGUAUGCCAUUAGAUGUCAUUCCAUAAUUCUGUCGCAUCGAGGACGCACGAUGAGAUUUUCUCUACAGCCUCUCGCGGUUCACGGACACGCUCCCAAUCGACGGUGGACCACGCGACGAUGUAGCAACGUUCAAACUUCUCUUAAUUUUUUAAUGGGAACAUUUAAAGUCUCUAUUGACCCUGCAAAACGGACAUCUUUGCCUCAUAUGUAUACCCUCGUCUUUGUAAGCUGGUUGGUUGUCUGUACAGUAUUAGUGUCCAAAAUAACAAAAAAAAAAAAAAGAGAAAAACC
Messenger RNA from Pogonomyrmex barbatus (red harvester ant), 1186 nucleotides. It is a transcript of the gene Vha13, whose product is annotated as V-type proton ATPase subunit Vha13. Lineage: Eukaryota; Metazoa; Arthropoda; Insecta; Hymenoptera; Formicidae. The record is from RefSeq and is a predicted model, not a curated record. Gene Ontology annotation, biological process: synaptic vesicle lumen acidification. Gene Ontology annotation, molecular function: proton-transporting ATPase activity, rotational mechanism; ATP hydrolysis activity. Gene Ontology annotation, cellular component: vacuolar proton-transporting V-type ATPase, V1 domain; vacuolar proton-transporting V-type ATPase complex.